Molecule: messenger RNA, 845 nt
Organism: Chinchilla lanigera (long-tailed chinchilla)
Lineage: Eukaryota; Metazoa; Chordata; Mammalia; Rodentia; Chinchillidae
Exons: 5
Coding region: 1-729 (242 amino acids)
Source: RefSeq, a predicted model, not a curated record
AUGAACCUCGGGACAGACCCGCUUCAGCUACUGCAGCUAAUUUCCAAGUAUCGCUUCCUCAGUAUAUGCAUUAAGUUCCAUGUCCCGACCACACCACACAGCGCUCUGACUGGGGUCAGGAGUAUCAGCCCCGCCCCCACUGCGCCUGUCGGUGCCGGACUACUCUUUCCCUCAGCUGUAGCCAUGCUGGUUUGUGAAUGUCAGAUUCUCAGUGAAGAGUUUUUAUCUUCCUCACACAAGACAGAUUGGCAGGAAAUCAGGCUAAAUGGGGCAAAAGAAGAGAUACCUGGUUUACAAAAUGCCCAGCGGACUCGCGGAUGUCCGGAGAUCUUUACAGAUGAUGACUUGCUGAAGCUGGACACAUUUUUAAAAAUCAAAGAAUCGGCUUCAAAACGCACACGGAGGCAGGGGGACAGCAGCGUCUCCGCCCCAGCGGUCCCCGGGCGUGGCACCCAUUCGGCCUCAUUUGAAAGGAGAGAGAGAAGCGGUCGGCCAGGGGGGCGGCAGGCACGAGGCCUCCCUCUUCGGGCUUUCACCCGGCUCCACGAGGAGACAGACGGAAAGUUCCAGACCGAGCGACGCUGGCGGCCCGGGAUAGCAGCGUGCCCGGCGCAAGAGCGAUUUCGCUGCAGUUUCCGGGCAAAGCCAGGGAUGGGGAUGCCCGUGUCCGUGGUGCUGAAGCAUCUCCAGCACUGCCACAUGUAUGGGCAUGCAAGGAACACUUAUUGAAAAAAAAGGAAAUACUGAUUGCAAGAAUACUACUUCCAGGUCAUCCUGAAGAAAAUGUGUGCCACUAUAACCUCAGCUACUCAGAAGGCUGAAGCAGAAGGACUGCAAGUUCAAGA